AUGCGGCAUGUCUCAACAGCUAGAGGUCUCUUCGCGACACCAAUAGCUUCCCAGGUCCGGAGGUACGCAGCUGCUGCGGAAGCCUCACCAAUCCUCCUCCAGAAUCAUCCCGCGCCGCACUCCGGUACUAUUCGUGUACUUCUCCUUGAUAAAGCAGACACACGCAACGCGCUCUCGAAACGACUGGUGAAGGACCUCCGAAGACAUGUGGACGAGAUCAAGGCCGAAGGUGGCACGGGUGGCACUAGAGCGUUGAUAAUAGCGUCGAACGUUGACAAAGCCUUCUGUGCUGGAGCUGAUCUGAAAGAAAGACGUAGCAUGUCACAAGAGGACGUCAGUGCCUUCCUGAAAGACUUGCGAUCUACAUUUACCGAGCUUUCGAAGCUGCCUAUACCAACGAUAUCUGCGAUAUCUUCCACAGCACUCGGCGGCGGCUUAGAACUAGGUCUAUGCACGAACCUUCGAGUAUUCUGCUCAACAGCAACAGUUGGCUUGCCAGAGACCAGGCUAGCAAUUAUACCUGGGGCAGGCGGUACCUUUCGCCUGCCGGCACUCAUCGGACCAAACCGUGCACGAGACAUGAUCUUGACCGGACGAAGGGUCUUGGGGCCUGAGGCAUAUUUUCUCGGACUUUGUGAUCGAUUGGUCCAGGUCACAGAAGAAGAACAAAGCCAGGAAGGCAAGGCCCGUGAAAAGGUUCUGGAGGUCAGUCUGCAGUUAGCUCGAGACAUCUGCGAAGGCGGACCAGUGGCUUUGAAGGCAGCGAUGCAGGCCGUCGAUGGGUGGCAAAAGGGAGAGGCGUCGGAGAAUGCUGCAUAUGACAUAGUGCUGAAGACCGAAGACCGACUUGAGGCUCUGCGGGCGUUUGCAGAGAAGCGGAAACCUGCCUUCAAAGGUAGAUAA
This is a messenger RNA of Cyphellophora attinorum, 903 nucleotides long. RefSeq names its product Methylglutaconyl-CoA hydratase, mitochondrial. Gene Ontology annotation, cellular component: mitochondrion. The transcript is spliced from 2 exons. The record is from RefSeq and is a predicted model, not a curated record. Bases 1 to 903 code for a protein of 300 amino acids. Gene Ontology annotation, biological process: fatty acid beta-oxidation. Lineage: Eukaryota; Fungi; Ascomycota; Eurotiomycetes; Chaetothyriales; Cyphellophoraceae. Gene Ontology annotation, molecular function: enoyl-CoA hydratase activity.